Messenger RNA from Cherax quadricarinatus, 3490 nucleotides. RefSeq lists its product as uncharacterized. The record is from RefSeq and is a predicted model, not a curated record. Lineage: Eukaryota; Metazoa; Arthropoda; Malacostraca; Decapoda; Parastacidae.
CAUCUGAACAACACGUGCCGUGAUCAGCAGGCGGUGCCCCCCAAGUGUCUUCACAUAUUAGACCUGGGGAAAUCUGGUGGAGGCACCUCGAUGUACUGUAGAUGACCUCCUCCAUCAAGCCCAUACAGUACCUCAAGUGUGUGGAAUGCACAUUUCUACACUGGGGCUAUAUAUAGAGGAGCCUUGCUACAUCCCACUGCCAGAGAUCUACAGUGCAACCAUCUGUUCACAACUGCCCAUGGAGAUUAGUGGAAGAUGAUGAUGGAUUCCCAGUUGAAGAAUAAAAUAAGGAAUUAUUGCUCAGUGGUGAAUAACGAGGAGGGGUUUAUAACUUAUGAGAUACAAACUGAAGACAUUGAGAAGGAUGAAGACAAAAAGAUACAAGUGGUGGCCAUUGGACCUGAUAAUAAUGGACCCACCAAGUCAGUUCUCCUGCUGGGGGAGACAGGUGUCGGGAAAACCUGCGUCAUAAACACUAUGAUCAAUCAUCUGUUUGGUGUCAGCUUUGAAGAUAAUUUUAGGUUGCAGUUGAAAGAUCAGGUUUUAAAUAAUAGUCUCCAAGUAGAGAGUCAAACAGAAUACAUCACUGCCUAUAUAGUGUAUCACCAACCUGGAAUGCCUUAUUACUGUAAUUAUAUCUUGAUAGACACACCAGGGUUUGGCGACACCAGGGAAGACCAUGAGAGAGUCACCAUAGACAGACUGACAGCUUUCCUAACAACCAAUUAUGGUAUAGAUGACCUUAACUGUGUUGCUUUAGUAGCUAAAGCAAAUCAAAACAGGAUAUCAAAAUACCAGAUACAAAUGCUGAAAGAGUUCAAAUCUGUUUUAGGGAAUGAUAUUGGUGAUAUAACACAGCUUCUGGCUACAUUUGCUUCAGAUGAAGCUACAGCAGUUAUUGAUGUGGUAAAAUGUGCCGAAGUUCAGUUUGUCAGUGUUUACCAACUUGACAACUGGCCUCUGUAUGUCUCAAAUAAUGGUAACCCUGAGAGUGAUACGCAUAUAGCUCUUAGGUACAGAUGGAGAAGAAUGGAAGAGGAGUAUACCAAAUUUUUUGAAGAUUUACAAAAUUCUACUCCAGUAAGCCUUAUAAGAACAAGGGACCUUCUGCAGGAAAGACAAUAUCUUGAAGAAACCAAAGUUACAAUUAUAAACCUUAUGAAGGAAAUUGAUAUACUAAAAGGUGCAAUUCAUGCUCAUAAUGCAGAAAUAAGCAAUAUUGAAAACCAAGCAGAAAGACUUAAGGAAAUGGAAAAGGUUCAGUGUUUGAUAAGUAGUGGACAUCACGUUCACAACUGUGAUGUUUGUAAACAAACAUGUAUAAAAGAUUGUAUAGAUCCAAGUAAUCUUACAGCUGCAUUGGCUGGCACUGGCACUGGGGUUGGCACUGCAGCUGUUACGGGAAUUGGAACUUCAGUAAGUGCUGGAGCAAUACUGGGGGCUGAGGUGGGUAUCUUUGGAGGACCAAUAGGAGCUGCAAUUGGUCUAGGCAUUGGAACUCUCAUUGGUUUAACUGCUGGAUUAACCACAGGACUUUUAAUGAGAAGAGGGAAAGAAAGCUGUUCAGAUGCUGUUAGCAGCCAAAAUUGUACAAGUCCUCCAUGCACUCACAAAAUGAAGGAGCACAAAGCUGAUACACAUUAUAUCUGGGAAAGAAGAGUUCCUCGUCAAAGUGAAGACACAUACAAUAACUUAAUGAACAAACUAGUUCAAAUAAAAACAGAGGUUAAGAAAAAGCAGGACAACCUACAUGAUCUUCACAGAGGAAUGAGUGAGCCUGCAAAACUCUUGGUGAAGCAUACUAAAAAAAUAAAUGAACUGAGCUUGGGACACCAAAGUAUACAUUCCAUAAUAGAUGAACUGAUCACUGAUGAGAGAGAAAAUUUCUGGCAUGUUGAACUCUUACAGAGCUUUAGGAGUAAAGUGAAUAAAAUAUUGUCAAUGGAAGAGCCUGGUGAUAUUAGCAAUGCUCAUGAAUAGUCACAGAUAACACAGUUACUUUUUGCUGAUGAUACUGUGUUUAUGGGAGAUUCUAAAGAAGAGUUACAAAGGUUAGUAGAUGAGUUUGGGAGGGUGUGUAAAGGUAGAAAGUUGAAAGUGAACAUAGAUAAGAGUAAGGUGAUGAGGGUAUCAAAUGAUUUAGAUGAAGAAAAAUUGGAUAUAACAUUGGAGAGAGGAAGUAUGGAAGAAGUGAAUGUUUUUGAGAAGGGAGAUGACAUGUCAGUAGAUGGGUUUAUGAAGGAUGAGGUUAACCAUAGAAUUUAUGAAGAAAAAAAGGUGAGCGGGGCGUUGUGGUAUAUGUGGAGACAAAAAAACGUUAUCUAUGGAGGCAAAGAAGGGAAUGUAUGAAAGUAAAGUGGUACCAACACUCUUAUAUGGGUGUGAAGCUUGGGUUGUAAAUGCUGCAGCGAGGAGACGGUUGGAGGCAGUGGAAAUGUCCUGUCUAAGGGCAAUGUAUGGUGUAAAUAUUAUGCAGAGAAUUCAGAGUGUGGAAAUUAGGAGAAGGUGUGGAGUUAAUAAAAGUAUUAGUCAGAGGGCUGAAGAGGGGUUGUUGAGGUGGUUUGGUCACUUAGAGAGAAUGGAUCAAAGUAGAAUGACAUGGAGAGCGUAUAAAUCUGUAGGGGAAGGAAGGUGGGGUAGGGGUCAUCCAUGAAAAGGAUGGAAGGAGGGGGUAAAGGUGGUUUUGUGGGCGAGGGGCUUGGAUUCCAGCAAGCAUGUUAGAAGUGAAUGGAAACAAAUGCUUUUUGGGGCCUGAUGAGCUGUUGGAAUGUGAGCAGGGUAAUAUUUAGUGAAGGGAUUCAGGGAAACCAGUUAUUUUUAUAUAGCCAGACUUGAGUACUGGAAAUGGGAAGUACAAUGCCUGCACUUUAAAGGAGGGGUUUGGGAUAUUGGCAAUUUGGAGGGAUAUGCUAUAUAUCUUUAUAAAUGCUUCUAAACUGUUGUAUCUGGGUGCCUCUGCAAAGACAGUGAUUAUGUAUGAGGUGAAAGUGUUGAAUGAUGAUGAAAGUAAUUUUUUUUUUUUGGGGGGGGGGGGAUUUUCUUUCUUUUUGGGUCACCCUGCCUCGGUGGGAGACGGCCGAAUUGUUAAAAAAAAAAAGUGCUAAACCUGUAUAGCUCAUUUAGCACCAGGGAAAAUGGGGAGGGUGGAGAAGUUUAGGCAAAAGGCAGUUGCUGAUACCUUGAAUCAGUUUUUGAAGAGUAUUACAGCACCUGCCUUCAAGCAAUUCAAUGUGAAGAAUGACACCUGCAUGGCAAAAAUUGUAAAUUAUUAUUAUUUUAACACAAACACAAAAAAGCAAAAUCUGAAUGGGUCAAUUAGCAAAUUUCUUGAAUGAAUCAUAAUUGAAAAGCAAUAUUUGAUAAAUGUGGUGUUUUGGUGAAAUAUAUCCUGACAGCAGUGUAUCUGUCACAGCACUGCAUAUAAUAGUAUUUAAUUUCAUUAUGAUAUUGACUAUUGUAAUGAGAGAAUAAAAGAAAUGCAGAUGUUAAA